Messenger RNA from Corapipo altera (White-ruffed manakin), 1343 nucleotides. RefSeq names its product secreted phosphoprotein 2 (gene SPP2). Gene Ontology annotation, biological process: bone remodeling. The coding region runs from base 89 to 643 and encodes 184 amino acids. The record is from RefSeq and is a predicted model, not a curated record. Lineage: Eukaryota; Metazoa; Chordata; Aves; Passeriformes; Pipridae. The transcript is spliced from 8 exons. Gene Ontology annotation, cellular component: extracellular region.
CAAGGCUGCAUUUAUAUAAAGACAGGAAUAUGCACUGGGAAUCCUUGUUUAGAAAGCGAAAAGACUGGAGAAUUUUGAGAGACACAUCAUGAGGGUCCUAAUUUUUCUCCUCACAGUGUGCAUUUUCUCAUGCUCUGGGUUUCCAGCCUAUGACUAUGAACUCCCUGUCGUGGAAGAGGCUCUCAAUGCUUCCAUUGCACGGAUCAAUUCCCAGUCCUGGGGGAGGAACCUGUAUGGUGUUGUCAGGAGCCACGUCACAGGAGUUGACAUGUGGAACAGUGAUGCCUACAGACUAGAGCUGCAGUUCAGCAUCCGUGAGACCAUGUGCUUGAAGGCUUCAGGGAGAGAUCCCUUCACCUGUGACUUCAAAACUGGGCCUUAUGUGCCAACUGCUUCCUGCAGGAGUGUUGUGGAAGUCUCUGAUGAGCAGAUUUCCAGUGUCAUCGUGCGGUGCCACCGUGGCACCUUCAGCUCUGAGUCGCUGAGCAGCGAGGAGAUGAUGUAUGUGCCGAAAAUGACCCCCGGCCGGGGAGGCAGCGCUCGCAGGGAAGAGGAUGUCUUUGCUCCUGAAGCCUCACCUUCGAGGGGAAGAGGUGGCAGCCAUGGGGAUUGGCACAGACUCAGCUCUGACAAGAUGGAAUAAUCUGGUUUGGGACAGAUAACUGGCUGCUGCAAAAAUUACUCAGGGGGAAGCCUGACCUGUGGCUUUUAUCUGGAAUCUCCCCAGCAAUGCUUCAUGGCCUUGAACAGGAAAAUAAAGCAGCAAGUUGCCUUUGCAAUAUGCACGUAUAUGGUGAAUGCUGAUAGUCUCUUACUCAUUAAUCACACGAGGAAAGCAUUUUUUAGCAGAAAAUCAAAUCCCUCCAGCAUCAAGGCUGUGAUUUCCUCCUCGAGUUUUCUCUAUUUUCCUUACAAUUACUCUCUCUUACCUGGCACACCUUGCUGCUGGCAGGAAUAUGGUGGUUAUUAGCAGCUGAUUAACAGCCUUGCAGAUGCCAGAAGAGUGGCACCCUUGAAUAUUAGGGUUUGGUUGUGGGUUUUUUUCAAUGGAAAAGUAACUGGCAGCAUUGGGCCUCUUUUCAUACCAAGAAAUCCAGGAUCUGACCUUCAGAGUGAAAUGGAUGCUUGUUUAUCUGUCUUCUAUUGAUAUAAUACCAGAGCAGGGUGCAAAGCCCUCCUGGGGCACGGGAAAAUGAGCUUUAAUCCCCUGUGUCCUCAUUAAGGAGCAGCUUGAUUUUAGUUGUGCUUUCAUAUCCCUGUGUCUCUGGUUUUUUUUCCUCUCUCAUUCACCCACCCACCUUCUACAGUUCUCAAAAAGCAGCUUAUUGCUUUCUGGGGAAAGA